AACGCCACCCUCCACUUCAUCACAUCUCCUCUUUCUCUUCUUUUCAUCUCUUUCCUUCUCCCUCUCUCCGUCAUUUCUUCUGCUUCUCAAUCUGGCAUCUAUUCCUCUAGAUUUUGUGAAGACAUAGAGAUGGAUCGUUGUAGAAGUGAAACUCGGAUGAGUUCGGAAUCUUCUGGCUCAGCCUGUGGCGGGUCAGGCGAGUUCAAUCAAGCUCAACAGGAUUUUUCAACGAAAGAUUCUAUGUCUAUAGAAUGGACAAAUGAGAAACAUAGUCUUUACCUUAAAUCCAUGGAAGCAUCAUUUGUUAAUCAAUUAUAUAGUUCCAUGGAUCUUCUUGGCUGCCAAGUCCAAGAGGAGAUGUCAGAUCCUAAAUUGUCACAGCAGGUACAUUGUAACACUGCUCCAUCUGGCCAGUUCAAGGUUCUUCGAGGGGGUUGCUGGAAGAAAAUCAAUUUUCAAAAGUCUGAUUCACAUGCAAAAAUAGCAAAUGAACCCCGCGGCCUUCUGAUAAAUCCAUGGAUCCAGCACUAUAGGUCUGCAAGAAAACCCCAUGUCCCUCUCCAUGAAAGUGCUGCAUCGCAAAGUCAAGCAACCAACUUAAGCAGGAAGAAGGCAGCGGCAAGUGGAACAGCAACUCGUUUGAAACAUUCUUAUCUUUGUAGAUGCUAUUCAUGUAGUCAAGGCCUUGACAGCAACAAAGAGGUGUCAGAUCAGAAUUUUGUGGAUGAAGAUGUUAAAAGUGAAAAGACAAGCAGCACAUGCGGCUCAAAAAGAACUAAAAUUCAGACAGAUGGUGCUUCGAGUUAUGAUCAGCAAUAGAAACAAAAGCAAGAGAAGGUUGCAGGAGCCGUGGGCAUAAUUCAAUGAUAAUUGCAUAUACGUUCAAUCUAAGAGACCCGAGUUCGACUCUCCAAGUAUGUAAUCAAAAAGAGCUAUAGAAGCUUCUCUGAACAAUCAUCCAAGCAUAUAAUUCACUUUGCUUGUUCGCAUUUAAGACUCUUCCAGAAAGAAGUUGAAUCCAAGCGCGGCAUAGAAAUACUUGCCAUCGUUCAUUGGGGUUUUGACUGUAUGGCUUUUUCUAAUGGGGAUUUACAAUUUGGUCCGUAA
Hevea brasiliensis (rubber tree) is the source of this 1107-nucleotide messenger RNA. RefSeq names its product cold-regulated protein 27. Gene Ontology annotation, biological process: response to cold; regulation of circadian rhythm. The transcript has 5 exons. NCBI's taxonomy places the organism in Eukaryota, Viridiplantae, Streptophyta, Magnoliopsida, Malpighiales, Euphorbiaceae. The record is from RefSeq and is a predicted model, not a curated record. Bases 130 to 819 code for a protein of 229 amino acids.